UUUUAUACUCAUUAUUCUCUAAAUUAAUUCCUACUGCUCUAACUUCAAAUUAUUUAUUGACUACUCGCUCCAAGUAUGGCGAUGUUACUUUUUCAUCAAUUAGAAAAGUUGAGAAGCUCUCUAUAAAACAUCAAAAAUGUAAAUGUGAUCUUGAAUUUAUUAGAUUCUGUAUCAUCUACCGACUUACACCAACAUUUGUUCAGAUUAAUUUAUGGAAAAAACGUAUUAAAUGUACUAAUGAAUAUUCUAGUUUUCAACAUUUUUGUCUUAAAAAAGAAUAUGAUGAUAGAUUUAAAGAUAGUGUUAAAUUAGAAAAAGAAAUUAAUACAUUAUUAAAUCAUUUAAAAUCUAUAAUGACUUAUUCUGAUUUUGAAUCAUUAAAAAAGUUUCUAUAUGAUAGAUGUACGAAAAAGAAAGAUAAAUUUACUGCUGUUCAUCAAGAUAAAUUAAUAAGAUUGAAUCAUGGACCAAUUGGUCAGGAUUAUCAACAACUUAGAACGAAACUUGUACAUAAUAUUUCCUCAUAUAAUCUUACACCAGAAGAAGAACGUUUAUUAUGUAGAGGAUGGAAUUUUUGCAUUGAAAAUAAGAUAACUAAUUUUAUCGAUUUUAAAACAGACAUGGAAUUAAAUGCUUAUAAAAUUCAAAAUAGCUGUCAUGCUAAUGUAUUUUCCACAUUAUGUAGAAGAUUAAAUAAUUAUUCAGAAAUAUUCAUGAGAGCAAUUAAAAAUAAAAAGAUUCGCAAUAUAAGUGAUGAUGAAUUCAAUGCAAUUAAAUCUUUAAAGAAUAAUAACAACAUUAUCAUCUGUCGCGCUGAUAAAGGAAAUGCUAUAGUAGUAUUAGAUAAAAAUGAAUAUAUUAAUAAAAUGAAUGACAUUCUCAAACAGAAACAAUUUAAAAGUACUAAAGGAUUAACAUUACUUGAAAAAGAAAAAUCUAUGAAUAAAUAUAUUUUAAAGUUAUAUAAAGAUAAAGUAAUAGAUCAAGAAACAUAUUGGAAAAUUCGUUCUACCAGUUCAUCAUAUGCUACGAUGUAUGGCCAACCGAAAAUUCAUAAGUUAAAUUAUCCUGUUAGACCUAUUAUCUCAUCUGUAGGCUCAUAUAAUCAUGAUCUCUCUAAAUACCUUUAUCAUAUUAUUAAAAAUAAUAGAUCAUCUCAAUCAUUUUCAUACAUUCGAGAUUCAUUUGAAUUUGUUAAAAAGAUUAUAGGAAUUAAUAAUAGUUUAAAUCAAAUAAUGAUAAGUUUUGAUGUAGAUAAUUUAUAUACAAACGUACCUGUGCAUGAAGCCAUAGAGAUCACAUUAGAUUUGUUAUUUAAAACACCUAAAUCAUCUAAUAUCACCUAUACUCGUUCCCAAUUUAAAGAAUUAUUAAAAAUUGCAGUAUGCGAUAUUCCAUUUAGAUUUCUUGAUAAAACUUAUACACAAAUCAAUGGCUUCGCAAUGGGAUCACCACUAGGACCCAUCUUAGCAGAUCUAUUUAUGUCUAAUCUUGAACAAAAAUUAAACAGAUUUUCAACUAAUAAACCACUAACAUGGAUUAGAUACGUUGAUGAUAUUUUUUGCAUUUUUUAA
Rotaria sp. Silwood1 is the source of this 1574-nucleotide messenger RNA. The record is from the annotation of a GenBank genome assembly. Lineage: Eukaryota; Metazoa; Rotifera; Eurotatoria; Philodinida; Philodinidae.